CAAGCCACGCUCAGAAGGCGAGAGCAACUCUCAAGGCUCACUUUGGACAAAAAAAACAAAACAAAACCACGCACGAUUCGACACAUUUGUGAGCACACUGCCUGAAGGUCCUGCAGAAUGUGUAAAGGAUUAGCUGCCCUGCCGCAAACCUGCCUUGAAAGGGCUAAAGAGAUCAAGUCCAAAUUAGGAGUCUUGCUUCAAAAGCCAGAAAAUGCAAUCGACCUCAUCAUUCCCUAUCCGGAGAAAACGGAGAAGAAGCCGGAGAAGCAGCAGAAACCGUCAUGCGAGGAAGCGUCGCAGUGGCGUGAGAGUCUGGACCGAGUCCUGAACAACAACUAUGGUCUUGCUACUUUCCGUAGCUUCCUGCAGUCUGAGUUCAGUGACGAGAAUAUUGAGUUCUGGAUGGCCUGUGAGGAUUUCAAGAAGAUCAAGAACCCAGUGAAGAUGGCGGCCAAGGCCAAAAUAAUCUACGAAGACUACAUUCAGUCCGAGGGACCGAAAGAGGUCAACAUUGACCAUUUCACCAAGGACGUGACCCUGAGGAAUUUGGUGCAUCUUACUCCCGAAAGCUUUGACCUGGCCCAAAAGCGGAUCUACGCCCUGAUGGAAAAAGACUCCUUCGGUCGCUUCCUGAGGUCCGAGCAGUACCAGGAGCUCUUGGUCAACUAAAUCCGAGCCGGAGAGCGAGCAGCUGGGUGGGGAAGUGCUGGAUGGAUUUGGCUCUAAUAUGAUCCCUUCACAAUUAAAAGUGAACAUUUUGAAUCAUUACAUUGAAUCGUUGUCAAGAGAGAAAGAUUCUUUUUUUUUUUUUUAUAAACAAAAUGCGAGAAAAAAGUGGAAUGAACAAUUGUCGGGUCAAAGAAAAUCCACAACGUCGCCCACCCACUUCUCCACCGACACGCAUUCCAAUCCCGUUCGAAAAGUCAGCUGCUCAAACUAAAUUGGACCCUCAAAUUUCGCUCCACGUCGUAUCCCUUGCGAUACAGAACCGACCCUCUUUGACAAAAUCAAUAACUAACAAUCGACUCUCAUCAUGAAGAGAGGGCGUCAUUAGAAGGUCAUUUGUUCAGACUUGAUUGAGUUUUUGAAGGCGGAGCCAAUCUGCCCACG
Messenger RNA from Hippocampus comes (tiger tail seahorse), 1110 nucleotides. RefSeq names its product regulator of G-protein signaling 5-like. NCBI's taxonomy places the organism in Eukaryota, Metazoa, Chordata, Actinopteri, Syngnathiformes, Syngnathidae. The coding region runs from base 118 to 669 and encodes 183 amino acids. The transcript is spliced from 5 exons. The record is from RefSeq and is a predicted model, not a curated record.